This is a messenger RNA of Folsomia candida, 1333 nucleotides long. Its product is annotated as glycine N-methyltransferase. Gene Ontology annotation, molecular function: identical protein binding; glycine N-methyltransferase activity; glycine binding. Lineage: Eukaryota; Metazoa; Arthropoda; Collembola; Entomobryomorpha; Isotomidae. Gene Ontology annotation, biological process: protein homotetramerization; one-carbon metabolic process; S-adenosylmethionine metabolic process. The record is from RefSeq and is a predicted model, not a curated record. Bases 271 to 1206 code for a protein of 311 amino acids. Gene Ontology annotation, cellular component: cytosol. The transcript has 10 exons.
UUACUUAUAUGCAUGAGUUACGUGCUCAUGCUACUCGUAUUUUAUUUUAUUCCUGCUCCUGUUGAACUUUGUUUAAAUAACUCUGCCCACAUUUAUUUUUUGGAUAUGUGAACCCAUUCCUGGUUCAGUUAGCCACCUGCUAUUUCAAUGUCAACAGCUAAAAUACCUUAAAUUCAUUUGCAAUAGAAUUUUCAAAAAUUCACUCAUUCCUCAGUUAGUUCGUAAUUCUUUGUGUUUCAAUUUCCCGAAAUCUCGCAAACCAGACUCAAAAUGGUAGACUCUGUAUAUCGGACCCGAAGUUUGGGAAUUGCGGCCGAAGGAAUUCCAGAUCAGUAUGCUGACGGUCGUGCAGCCAAACUCUGGGAGAUUUAUGUCGGGGAUAAGAAUUCACGAACUGACCUUUACAAGCAUUUCUUGAUAAACUUGCUGCGAGAGAAAAAAUGUCGAAAUAUUAUCGACGUGGCGUGCGGAACUGGCAUCGAUUCCGUCAUGCUUGUGGAAGAAGGGUUCAAUGUGACUUCUGUCGACGCAUCGGACAAAAUGUUAAAGUAUGCCCUAAGGACCCGGUGGAAUCGUCGAAAAGAACCUGCAUUUGACAAGUGGGUUAUCGAGGAAGCGAACUGGCUGACCCUCCCUCAGGACUUGGACGCCAGUGGGAUUCUUUCAGAACGUUCCAACAAUGCCAACGUUGGAGACUACGUAGUCAAAGACGGAUUUGAUGUGGCAAUUGCGCUCGGAAAUAGCUUUGCUCAUUUGCCUGAUUUCAUUGGAGAUCAAAGAGAUCAAAGACAAGCCAUUGCGAAUUUCGCCAAGGUUUUGAAGCCUGGUGGGAUGCUGAUUAUUGAUCAUCGAAAUUACGACUACAUUUUGGAUUAUGGGAAAACUCGUAGCACCAACAUCUACUACAAUAGCCAAUGUGUUUCAAAUAUCCACACUUCGGUCUUGUGGAAAGAGUCCAAACCAUCUUUGGUCACUUUGGAUUAUGAAUUAGAGGUUCCAGCGGAUUUUGACAAUCGGGAAAUGUUUGUUGCUGAUCGCAGAAACCAUUUCCGUCUGUCGUACUACCCUCACCGCCUUGAGUCAUUUUCUGCCUUAUUGAAGGAAGCAUUCGGACCAGGUGUCAAACAUCAAGUCUUUGGUGACUUUAUGCCCUUAGACAAAACCAAGGACCCUGCGUUCUUCAUUCACGUGAUUCAGAAACCAUAAGUUUUGCCAAACUUUGUAAAACUUGCCUGCUAGAUUGUAAAAUAUUUAGACAGAUUGUGACUAUUCGAAAUCAUUAGCCAAAUAGACAAUAAAAACACAUGUCAUUCAGGGAGCACAAUUACAACUA